AUGCUGAUUAUCAAGGACCUCAGGAAAAUCAACAAUCGCUGGACGACGCCUCCCCCCGGAACAUUUCGCGCACGGCCCGGUGUUAUCGUCAUGAAGUUUGGCGAGCAGCUGCGUUCCAGCGUCAUCCGCGAGUACCAAUGGUACUACAUUGACUACAAUGGCCUCAAGUCGGAGCUCAAGAACAGCACCGGCCCAGCCCCGGCCGACGGUGUCGGCCCCAACCAGUGGUCCGAGGACGACGAGACGCGCUUCGUAGGCCGCCUCGAGACCGAGUUGGAAAAGGUCCACACCAAGCAGCAGGUCAAGGCCAUGGAAAUUUCCCGCCGCAUCGCCGUCUCCGAACGCGAGGUCCGCGACGUCGUCAACCGCCUCCAGGAGCGAGGCCUCAGCGAGGAGGGCCCCAGCGAGGAGGAGUUUAUCCUGCUUGAGGAGGAUCUGUCCGAUAUUAUUGCCGAUGUCCACGACCUUGCCAAGUUUGUCCAGCUCAACUACACUGGCUUCUACAAAAUCAUCAAGAAGCACGAUAAGCAAACCGGCUGGCAUCUGCGACCCGCGUUCGACACCCGACUCAAGGCCAAGCCCUUCUACAAGGAAAACUACGACGCCUCCGUCAUCAAGCUGUCCAAGCUCUACGAUCUCGUCCGAACCCGAGGUAACCCCGUCAAGGGCGAUUCUGCCGCUGGUGGCUCCCAAGCCAGCUUCGUCCGACAGACCACCAAAUACUGGGUUCACCCAGACAACGUGACUGAGCUCAAGCUCAUCAUCCUCAAGCACUUGCCCGUCCUCGUCUUCAACGCCAGCAAGGAGUUUGACCCCCAGGAUUCUGCCAUUACCUCCAUCUACUACGACAACCCUGACACAUGGGAUCUCUACGAGGGCCGUCUGAAGAAGACGGAAGGUGCCGAGGCCAUCCGUCUCCGCUGGUAUGGCGGCAUGCAGAGCGAGACCAUCUUCGUCGAGCGCAAGACUCACCGUGAGGACUGGACCGGCGAAAAGUCCGUCAAGGCUCGUUUUGCUCUCAAGGAGAAGAAUGUCAAUUCCUACCUACGAGGCGAGCUGCUCCCCGGCGCCAUCUUUGAAAAGGCGCGCAAGGAGGGCAAAAAGUCGGAAAAGGCCAUCGCUGAGGACGAGCGCCUUGCUUCUGAGGUGCAGUACUCGGUGCUGAAGAAGGGCUACAAGCCCGUCUGCCGCUCCUUCUACAAUCGCACGGCCUUCCAGCUGCCUGCAGAUGCUCGUGUCCGUAUUUCGCUCGAUACCGAGCUCACUAUGGUCCGCGAAGACAACCUGGAUGGCCGGGCCCGCUGCGGCGACAACUGGAGACGUAUGGAUAUUGGCAUCGACUACCCAUUCUCUCAGCUGCCCCCGGAGGACGUUGUCCGAUUCCCGUACGCCGUCCUUGAGGUGAAGCUUCAGACCCAGAUGGGCCAGGAGCCGCCCGAGUGGGUUCGCCAGCUCAUUUCAUCGCACCUGGUCGAGGCCGUGCCCAAGUUCUCCAAGUUCAUCCACGGCUGUGCCUGCUUGUUCCCUGACCGUAUCAACCUACUUCCCUUUUGGAUGCCCCAAAUGGACGUCGAUAUCCGCAAGCCUCACACGCACGACUUUGGAAUUCACAGGGCCGCGCUCUCUGGGACGACGACGACUUCUGACGACGACGAAGAGGACUAUGAUUCCGACGAGGAGGAUGCUGUCAGGCCCUAUACAAGUGCCGGGCGGCCAUUCUCCUCCCAGCGGUCCCGACGCGGAAUGGCUACCGAUAUGGAGGGUCAGACGGUGGACAUGCCCACGGCGAGCGAGGACUUCCCCAUCUACGACUCGGAUGAAGAGUACGAUGAAAACUACGAGCUGGAGGAGGCUCGACGAGUCGGCGGCUGGCACUACUACUCGACGCUGUUCGCCACCAAAGGCCAUGCUUGGGGUCAGGCGGCGCUCAGCGCGCUGUGGGCGAUCGUACCCCGGCCGCGCAGCACGCAGGUGUCGCGCAGCGCGCGCCAGCAGAUGCUGUUCGGCGAUCAGCCGGUGCAGUCCAAGAAGUUCCGCGCGCCCAAGGGCAAGAAGAUUUACGUGCCCGUGCGCGUCGAGCCCAAGGUCUUCUUCGCCGCCGAGCGCACCUUUCUCGGCUGGCUCGAGUACUCCAUCUACAUCGGCACCAUCGCCAUGACCCUGCUCAACCUCAAGAGCCACCCGACCCCGGCGUCGUUCUGGGUCGCCGCCAUCUUCACCCUCCUCGCCCUUCUCAGCCUGCUCUACUCAGUCGCCGUCUACCUCUACCGCAGCGAGGCGAUCCGCAACCGCCGCGCUGCCCGCUACUUUGACAAGUGGGGGCCGAGUGUGCUCUGCGUCUCCCUGUUCGUGGCCGUCGCGCUCAACUUUGCCUUUGAGGGUCGUGAGCGGGCCAUUUGGUGA
Messenger RNA from Cordyceps fumosorosea ARSEF 2679, 2403 nucleotides. RefSeq names its product vacuolar transporter chaperone 4. Gene Ontology annotation, biological process: vacuole fusion, non-autophagic; polyphosphate metabolic process; microautophagy. The record is from RefSeq and is a predicted model, not a curated record. The coding region runs from base 1 to 2403 and encodes 800 amino acids. The transcript has 2 exons. Gene Ontology annotation, cellular component: vacuolar transporter chaperone complex; fungal-type vacuole membrane. NCBI's taxonomy places the organism in Eukaryota, Fungi, Ascomycota, Sordariomycetes, Hypocreales, Cordycipitaceae.